Molecule: messenger RNA, 1007 nt
Organism: Vavraia culicis subsp. floridensis
Lineage: Eukaryota; Fungi; Microsporidia; Pleistophoridae
Exons: 1
Coding region: 1-915 (304 amino acids)
Cellular component (GO): Golgi apparatus; plasma membrane; endoplasmic reticulum
Source: RefSeq, a predicted model, not a curated record
AUGCGGUAUUUAUUUUAUGAUGCCGUACAUCCGCGCACCCCCCUUCCAUUUUUAUUUAUCAUUUUGAUCAUAACAACACUGUUCAGAGCCCCCAUGCUUCCGUACCUCAACAUCAAUGUUCGACGCAUUCUUGAGGAGCGCACCGUAGGGUUCAACAAACCAUCGUUUAAUUUGUUUCCCUUGUACAUUCUUCUCAGCGUAUCGUGCAUUGGCCUGUCCAUCGUCCUAGGUUACUUGCACAUGACCACCUUUCAGGCCGUGCUGCCCUCAUCGGGCACGAUAUCAGUUCCCAGAAAAAUGACGCUCAAUUUCUAUGUCAAAUUCCAUAACUUCACACAGAACCACAUCUUGUAUGCUCGCAGUAUCAGUAAGGACCAACUCUAUGGAAAGAAAUGGACUGAUCUUGAUCGAUGCAAACCGAUUAUCAGAGACGAGGGACAGAUCGUGUAUCCAUGCGGACUUAUCAGUGACACGCUGCCCUUUGACACCGUGGUGUUGGUGGGCAGCGAAGGACGCAUAGAGCCAUCUACGAAGGGAAUUGCGAAGGGUGCGCACAAGAAGAGAAUUAAGGCACUGUCAACCGAUGUGGCGGUGACCAAGCCGCCCAGCUGGCCCAAUAGAACGGGCACGCUUGCUACUGAACAAAGCGAUGACCAGGUUGUCGAUCUCAGCGAAAACGAACGAUUUGUGAAUUGGAUACAAAUUGCGGCAUUUUCGCGCUUCAAAAAGCUUUUCGGGCGUUUCCAUGAUCUUGAAAAGGGCGAUUACGAUGUGAUUGUGGAGAACAAAGGUGAUUUGGGGAGACGUAGCGUGCUGCUGAGAGAAAAGCGGUUGAUUGAUGUUGAUUCGUAUUGGCUGCCCGUUUAUUUGAUGGUUGGUGGCAUUUUUAUACUUUUUCCCAUCUUAUUGAAAUAGGCCGCAUACCGAUAACGCAGAGUUGGCCGUGUAUUGUGCCGUUUGAACCGGCACGUCGUUCUGCGAGUGUUAAAUAAAGCAUUCCCUCCAAA